This is a messenger RNA of Pantherophis guttatus, 1242 nucleotides long. It is a transcript of the gene MRM2, whose product is annotated as mitochondrial rRNA methyltransferase 2. Gene Ontology annotation, molecular function: rRNA (uridine-2'-O-ribose)-methyltransferase activity. Gene Ontology annotation, biological process: RNA methylation. Gene Ontology annotation, cellular component: mitochondrion. Lineage: Eukaryota; Metazoa; Chordata; Lepidosauria; Squamata; Colubridae. The record is from RefSeq and is a predicted model, not a curated record.
GGCAACGGAACGUAGGAGACGGAGCGGCGUUUCCGGGGGGGGGGAGAUGAUUGUGGGUGACGGACGCGGUGCAACCCGAAAAGUGUCCCCCCAGAUCCCGGAAGUGGCGGGAGAAACCAUGAGCCGACAUCGGAUGCUGUCCACCAUUUUGCUCCAGAUCCAGAAAAUCCACACAACGGAGCAACACCUGAAAUCCAAAACCGGUGCAGAACAUCGCUGGCUGGAGAGACAUUUCCGAGAUCCAUUUGUGAAGAGAGCCAAAAAGAGGAACUAUCGUUGCCGAAGUGCCUUCAAAUUGCUGGAGAUCGAUGACAAACACCACCUCUUUCGGCCUGGGCUGCAUGUCCUCGACUGUGGGACGGCCCCUGGAGCCUGGGCUCAGGUGGCCGUUGAAAGGGUUAAUGCCACAGGAUCUGACCCGAAACAACCUGUUGGCUUUGUCCUUGGAGUUGAUCUUCUUCACCUGUUCCCUCUGGAAGGAGCGGUUUUUCUCCCUCACGCCGAUAUCACGGAUCAGGGCACCCAAGAGGAGAUCCAAACCCUUCUCCCGAAAGGAAAAGCGGACAUUAUCCUAAGCGACAUGGCACCGAACGCAACCGGCAUCCGGGAACUCGAUCAUCAAAAGUUGAUUCACCUCUGCCUGUCCCUUCUGGAUCUGGCCAGAGGCAUUUUGCAGCCAGGAGGGAUCCUGCUGUGCAAAUUCUGGGAUGGCAAGGAGAGCCACCUCCUCCGAAGCCGGCUGUUGCAAGACUUCCAGGAAGUGAAGACCCUAAAACCUCAAGCGAGCAGGAAAGAAUCGGCCGAGACUUUUUUCUUAGCGAAAACCUACCGAGGUGUCUCAAAUGUGCAGCAGAAUAACCUUGAGUAGCUCCAUGCAUUCUGUGGAGCAUCGCUUAGGAUUAAAGCACCAGACACGGUUGCAACAAUAGGUUGAAUUUUCUGUUUGCGGGGUAGUGAAUUACAGAUUGAAAUUUUGCAGGCUGGUGGUGAAGUGGGGUCCUUGGUGGUCUCUGAGCCUGAUGGUUUUCCUCCAGACAUUUCAUGACCCAACUAGGGAACAUCAUCAGUGCAAGCGUCACUCCCUUCUGACACUGAUGCUGUUCCCUAGUUCGGUCAUGAAACGUCUACGAGAAAACCACCAAGCUCAGAGAGAAUCAAGGGUCCUUGAGCUACAAAUAUUCCAUAAACGCUGGAGAAGUUUGUGUACAGUGUUAAUUAUAUGUUGUAUAAAUAAAUAACCAA